CUCAGUCAUGCACAGUGAGACACUUAAUACAAUUGAAAUAAGCCAUGAUAUGACUAAUACAAGUAUAUCAGCUAAUAGUGGAAAAAGUCAAAAUACUAAAACAUUAAGAAUGGGUGUUAUAUGUCGAAGAGCUACUCCAGAGGAUCAUCAAGGAAUUAUGGAUAUAAAUGAUAACAUAUAUGAAGGGCUGGACUACAUUCCUGCGUUAUUCCCAAUUUACGUAGAGCAACCUUUCAGACAUUGCUUUGUUUUUGAGAAAGAUGGAAAAAUUAUGGCAUAUGUUCAGUGGACAAUACUUGAUGGUGGCCACACAAAAGUUGGGCAAGCAUUCCGUUCUAUCCCUGGUUCAUCUGGUUACUUCAAACAGCUAUAUAAGUUUGUGAAAGAAGAGAUGAUAUCAUUAUGCCCACUGGCCACUAGGACUGUAUACACUGGUCAUUAUAAUGCCUACCAACAGGAAAAAUCAGCAAAAAAUCAAAUCAGAAUUAUUGAGAUACGGAAUCGUAGAGUGUUUGUCUUUAAAUCCAACCAAGAUACCAGUGUCCUGGAGACAAGUGAAUAUAAUCCCACUGGUUCUGUACAGAGGAUCAAUGCAAGACAAAUGGAAGAAAUUGUGAUAAAGGACAGAACUAUGAAACAUUUAUUCCCUGCAGAUAACAUCAUUUGUAACUAUGAACCAACUAGUACACUUCAACUUGUUCCUGAAGGAUUUUCCUAUCAGCCUCACUUUGGUGCAAUCGCAACUCAAGGUCUUUGUUACAGUAUGUAUUAUGGAUAGUGUAUGCUGUAGAUCCCAUGAUGAUGUAAUGUAUUAAAACAAUG
Owenia fusiformis is the source of this 822-nucleotide messenger RNA. The record is from the annotation of a GenBank genome assembly. Lineage: Eukaryota; Metazoa; Annelida; Polychaeta; Sabellida; Oweniidae.